AACAGAUAAAAGUUACCAGCUGCCAUCGGCCACACGAUGUGACACACGAUGUGACAGCGCUGGAAGCUUCAAGUCUGAUGCAAGCAUGGACAGCAUGUCGGAGCCACCAGGGCGGAACACAUCCCUCGCUGUACCAAAGACCAGAGAGAACAAGGCACUUGAGCACGCCUCUACUUCAAUGGUCAACCUUCUGGAAGGGUAUGAGCAAUGUCAACCAGUGAAUCCCGUCAAUCCCUUCCAGUCGAACCAACACAAUAGAGUUACUGAUCUCGCAUUCGAGUUCUACAGAACCGACUCUUGUACAAGUCUGCGUAAUCAGCGUCCUCGAAUGAGCCCGUCGCCUUGCAAAACAACCAGAAGCCCAAACUUUCUGCUUCAAAGAGCCAGGCAGCUGAUCACAGACCACAAAGACUUGAAAAGCGAGCGCGAAAGGGGCGGCAACAGGAAAGACAUAAUCUUAGCUGCUUGUGCCAACACAUCUAGGCCUCAAACUCCGACUCCAUUAUCUCGAAUGGCUUACAUUAUGGGACGAGAGGAAAGUCAAUCAUCACCACGCCUUCAAAGUUCUCAGAGUGUAUUCAACUUGAACGCGCAAAGCCUCGGUAAUUCUAUUGCAAGUUGUAGAGAAGAAAGUUCUCAUUCGGUACUCGAAACUGGAGAAAAAUCACAACGAGGUCACUCUAGCGCUUCGCACUCGGGCUCGCCUGGUCAGUCUGCGGAAAAGCCAUUCAUGCUCGUGCCCAAAGUGAUAGUCACUCCGGAAAUCAAAGCUCUGGAGAAUGGAGUUACAUCGCUAUAGGCGGCGGUGCAGCUUUCAACACAGCUUAGCCAUUUCAGCGCACCAAAUCAUCAGUCUAGAAUUUCCCCUCAA
Messenger RNA from Neurospora crassa OR74A, 871 nucleotides. RefSeq lists its product as hypothetical. Lineage: Eukaryota; Fungi; Ascomycota; Sordariomycetes; Sordariales; Sordariaceae. The coding region runs from base 86 to 799 and encodes 237 amino acids. The record is from RefSeq and is a predicted model, not a curated record. The transcript has 2 exons.